GAUCGCAGAGGAUAUGUUAGGGGAUUUGGUUUGAAAAAGAAUUGUAAGCGUAUGCAGUAGACCAGCUGAAUGUUGGUAAUGGUGUGUAGUCGAGGAUAUUUAGGCAUAUGACUGAGCGACUAUGCAAUGCGUGUGAUUUUUCAUUGGACAUUUCUCGACGCGGUACGCAGCAACACAGCUCCGAAAUGUCGAGUGAGGGUGAAAAUGGGAAAAAUCCAACGGCAGAGCCCGCGGAGGCUGUGAAAGCUGAGGAGGCGACUGAAGCCCCUGACAAGCCUGACCAAGACCCCAAGCCAGAGGAAACAAAAACAAUUGAAAAGGAAGAGGACAAGAAGGAACCAGCUCCAAAGGAGGAGAAGGCCAAUGACAAGGUAGAGGAAUCCAAGAAGGAAGAGAAGGAUGAAAAGAAAGUAGAUAAAAAUGAAUCCAAGGAUGAGCCUGAGUCGGAGGACCCAGAAGAUAGUGACAAAGAUGACGAUUCCAAUGAUAAAACAGAGGAAAGUAGUCCCGAAAAGAACACUGCUAAAGACAAGAAAAGCAACCAGAAAAACAAUGAUGAAAAUAAAGAUGGAAAAAUUGAAAUUCCGGAAGGGUCUGGUACUCAGCUCGGAGAAAUACCAAGAAUACAUGCUUCAAUAUCCCGCUUUAAAAAUGAUGACCUUAAACUACUGCAUAAGUUGCUGUUCAAGGCACCAGGCAAAACUUUGCAGCUCAAGAAAAACAUUAGGAAGUUCAAUGGUUUUGAUUUUGUGCACGAUUCUGACGAGUACAAAAAGAAAUUGACUGCCAUUGAGAAAUUCGAGUUGAAACAGUUGCGGAUUGUCAGCGAGAUGCUCGAUCUGGAGAAAAAGGGUAACAAGGAUGAAGUCUCCGAACGCAUUCUGGAUUUUUUGAUAGAACCUAAGGAUUCUGGUAAAGCGGUGGGCGGUGGAAGACCGAAAAGGACUGCUGCCGUUAAAGCUAACAAUAGAGGUUAUUCUUCGCACGAUGAGUCUUAUUCCAGUGAUGAGAAAACCACACGAAAACCGGCACGUCGUAAUGCCGGUAAGCGAGCUAAUCUUAAGGACGAGACCUCUAGUGAAAGCGACGAAGAGUUCAAACCUUCCGAUGCCAGCGAGGAGGAGCGACCUGUGGUAAAGCGUAAACGCGUUGGCCGUAAGAAAAAGGACGACAGCGAGGAGGAUGACGCCAGCGAGGUCGACAGUCAGAACAGUUCCGACGAUAGCGAUGAUGGUCCUAAAAAUAAGAAAAAGAAGAUGAUUAAUAGUAAAGUGAAACCUAAAGCUGGACCUGGUAGGGGAAGAGGACGUAAACCUGCUGCUUCUCCAGCUGCAGCGACGCCCAAGAAGAAGACGCCUGCUAAAAGGGGUCGCAAGAAGGCGCAGCAGUCCUCUGAGGAAGAAGAGGAGAGCGCUCACGAAGAAGAAGGCAGCUCCUCAGAGGAUGAGCCUUUGGUUAAGAAGACGGCGAAAGCGCCACAACCUCCAUCUGACGAGGAAAUCAAGACCUAUGUUAAAGAAAUUUUAGAAGGCGCCAAUUUGGAGGAGAUCACGAUGAAAACAGUGUGUAAACAAGUUUAUGCGCAUUAUCCUGAUUUCGAUCUCACUCAUAAAAAGGACUACAUCAAGACUACUGUCAAAUCAGUAAGUAUCAGUUCUGUUUCUUAGAAUUGUAGCCUUUCAUGUAGGUUACUUGCAUUUAUUGUAUACUAACAAAUCGCCAUAUAUUCCUU
Nicrophorus vespilloides is the source of this 1732-nucleotide messenger RNA. It is a transcript of the gene Dek, whose product is annotated as protein DEK. Bases 108 to 1667 code for a protein of 519 amino acids. Gene Ontology annotation, biological process: regulation of double-strand break repair; chromatin organization. NCBI's taxonomy places the organism in Eukaryota, Metazoa, Arthropoda, Insecta, Coleoptera, Silphidae. Gene Ontology annotation, cellular component: nucleus. The record is from RefSeq and is a predicted model, not a curated record. Gene Ontology annotation, molecular function: DNA binding; histone binding. The transcript is spliced from 5 exons.